Messenger RNA from Poeciliopsis prolifica (blackstripe livebearer), 1680 nucleotides. RefSeq lists its product as uncharacterized. Lineage: Eukaryota; Metazoa; Chordata; Actinopteri; Cyprinodontiformes; Poeciliidae. The coding region runs from base 118 to 1680 and encodes 520 amino acids. The transcript is spliced from 5 exons. The record is from RefSeq and is a predicted model, not a curated record.
CAUCAGGUGGUUAUUGGCUCCCAGAGCGUCGGUACAAAUCAGCAGAGCUGUCAGCAGCGUCUCCACUCAGAUUAUCGCCGGUGAAGCUGCGUCUCUGCAGGAGGAACCAGGCUGAAGAUGUCGAGCGAGAAGAACCCGGAGGUGGUGGGAUGCGACGCCUCCAUCAUGAGGAACGUCUGGGAGAUCCGGAUGAGGGAGUUCGGACAGAGGAUGCUCCUGGAGCAGGAGCGGCUGGAGAGGAGCGCGCUGCCCGCCAUCAACAAGGACUGGGCAGAUCGUAUGACUGCCAAGAUGGGCAAAUACAAAAGAGUGGAGAGGAAAGUUGCACCUUCCGAUAUCCAACCAGACGACAACAUCUGGAAGAGCAAGCAACCGCUGGUUCCUCAGGGAGUUCCUCUUGGCAGAGGUUUGGGUCCCGUUGGCAGACCAGCAGUCCCGGCAAGAAGCUUUUCUGCUCAAGCCCCAAAUCUCAAGGACAAAAAGGUGCAAGACAAGAGUUUCAACAAACUUCAGCUUCUCAUGUCAAUCACCAAAACUCAGCCAUCAUCUCUGGUGUGGGGCAAGGCUUGGAAGUUCAACAAGUCCUUACCGUCACCAGCAGAGGGCGCAAGUCCAGACUGGGGGCAGUCCUGGAUGUUUGCUCCCUAUCAACCUCGAGCUGAAGAAGGUAAGCCUUGGCCAAACGAGCCCAAGCUGGUGGAUCCACAAAGCUAUCAUCUCUGGAGAAAAGCCUUUUACAAGAUGGUGGAACCACAGGAGCUAGACCUGAAUCUGCCUGCUGACGAAUGGCAAACAUCCUGGAAAAGAUUUGAGAAAAUCAAGAAAGAUUCCGCUGAAGAUGAAGAGAAAGCCUAUAAACAUGGAUUCUUCACUUCACUGGUGGAAACCCAGCACCAGAAUGAAUCUUGUGUUCAUCAGAGUGGAGUGAUUCCUGGACGUCCACCAAGCCAGGCAGCGAAGGUUUACUGCAAGCAACGCAACAGCUUCAAGCUUCCUCGCCAUCAGAAACCGCUCAGUCCAGAAUGGGCCAGUUCAUGGAGAACAGCAGCCGGCGUCUUCAACAAACAGAGUUCCUCUCAGAACCAGCAUCACGGCUUUGACGAUCACAGCCUGGAGAGAGACGGUUUUUACAAAAUCACCUCUGCAACUCGUAAGAGAGACCUUCAGUUCUGCAAUAAAUUUGAGGCGAUGGGCGACUGGAGCAAGUCAUGGGAGAUACCAAAGAACAACUCAAAACCUUGUGCUGAGAUAGAUAAAGUUCUCAAAGCCUCACCGCCGAAGAUAGAUGUUGAGACUCAAAAGGUGGAAAAGAUCCCUCAGAAACCCAACAACCAGCUUAAUACCAAAGGUAGAUCCAAAGAACUCAGUGAUCAAAGAGUGAUUUUACCAACAAAGAUCAAAAUGAAGAAGCAACUGGUAUCUGGGAUGGAGAAGGAGAAACAAUCUGAGAGGAAGUGGGCAGGAUGCCACCUCCUGGGUAAAACCCAACCUCGUCCCAAGAAAGGCAGCGGUUCUAACAGGAAGCUCCCGCCUGACGACAGCGUCUAUAAGAAAUUCCUGGAGGAAUGGGGAGAGUCUUGGAGAUUCUUUGUCCGUCCUGAAAACCUGAAAAAACAGAUGAGCUUCAAGCCAAUAUCUGGUUGGGAUGAAUCCUGGAAGUUCCUCCUUCCACUGUACUGA